AGAAGGGAGACCGGAAGAAUCAGCAGCGAACCAAAGCAAGAUACUUCACCAAGAUGGAGCACGCCAAGGAGAAGAUGAAGGAUGGCGCGAGCGCGGCCAAGGCGAAGGCGACCAUCACGAAGGCCAAGGUGGCCGAGAAGGCGGAGGCGGCGACGGCGAGGUCGCACGACGAGCGGGAGCUGGCGCACGAGCGCGGCGCCGCCAAGGUGGCAGCCGCCGAGGCGCAGCUGCACCAGGACAAGGCCGCGCACCGCGAGGACGCCAUGUCGCACCACAUCCACAAGCACGGCGGCCACAAGCACGGCCACUGAUAUGAUGCGCAGGUUGGCAGGCGCCGCCGGUGGCCACUGAUAGAGACGGCUUGUAAGGGCGUGAUCUGGCUAGCCUGCCAUGCAUCCAUGUGAUGUGAUUUUCCCUGUUCUUUUCACUGCCGUACGUACUACGUGCGCGUGGCGUUCAUGUUUGUAUUCCGUCGAUUUCACACGUACGUAAGUCGGGCUUAAUUAUCUCGGAGGUGAUAAGACGAAAGCCACGGAUGCAUGUGUGUGUUUCUUUCCUCUA
This is a messenger RNA of Triticum dicoccoides, 561 nucleotides long. Its product is annotated as late embryogenesis abundant protein 6-like. The coding region runs from base 54 to 311 and encodes 85 amino acids. The record is from RefSeq and is a predicted model, not a curated record. The transcript has a single exon. Gene Ontology annotation, biological process: embryo development ending in seed dormancy. Lineage: Eukaryota; Viridiplantae; Streptophyta; Magnoliopsida; Poales; Poaceae.